This is a messenger RNA of Anguilla rostrata (American eel), 3338 nucleotides long. RefSeq names its product coiled-coil domain-containing protein 60-like. Bases 313 to 2115 code for a protein of 600 amino acids. The transcript is spliced from 13 exons. NCBI's taxonomy places the organism in Eukaryota, Metazoa, Chordata, Actinopteri, Anguilliformes, Anguillidae. The record is from RefSeq and is a predicted model, not a curated record.
GUUCUAAGGUGCAUACCAAGUCUCCGCAUUGCUUUACAGAAGUCCCUGCUCUCGGUAACUAAGGAAAACAAAGCGUGGGACGUGGUGCGCGCAUAGUGUCACGUCUACAGCCGCGCGCAGUCUGAAAUGGUGAGUUUAAAGGCUCAUCGUGUAUCUUAAUUAAUAAAAGUGAAAGAAUCCGCAUAUUUUUUGUGGUGGGAGUCCUCGUGUUUUUUUCCCCCAAGCUGCCCUAAUUAGAACAGCCGCAUAGCGUAGCAUUUUGAGUGAGUGAGUGUUCACUGCUGGGUGCGAGCGUUUGUCACAAGGGGAGAUAUGCCUGUUCACCAGAACAAAACUUUAGACCCGAGCCACUUCGUUGUUAUAAAGCCCCUCGCGGUUCGCCCACCGGUGGGACUGAAACUGCAAGACUGGAGCAGUGGCAAGCAUGGCGUCAGCGAACCAAGCCGGGAACAAGUGUUCCGGGGGAACUAUCACCGGAGACAACAGCUUAGUCAACAAGCCUGCAGGAGGCCUUAUGGGGAGACCGGGGAGCCCCUGUACGCGGAGAGCGUGAAGGCGUUCGGUUCUUUGAAACGGGUUGAUGAGAAAACUCGGAAUGGGUGGUCGGCAUCAGAUCGAGCCAUCAGCACAGCCAUCCUGAAACCAACUGGGCGAAGCAUGUCUCCAGCGAGGGAAGAUUCAAGCACCCUAAAGAACCAUCUGGGCCACGUCAGGAGACUUAUGUCAGCUGUCCGGCAGGGCAGGGGGUACUUCCAGCUCCUGCAGAAGGAGGAGCGAGAGUUGCAGGAGGCGCAGACGAUGGAGCGGAGGAGGAGGGAGGAGAAACAACGCACUGAGUGUCAGCCCCCCUGCUACGACUCGGACAGCGACUCAGAGAGUCCCCUCAGGACGGCCUUCUCCGCAGGCGGCAGCCGGCCAAUCGGGGGAAGCGGGAGAAGAAAGAAGCUUCCGGCGGGGCGACCUUUCACCCCGCUGCACCACUCGCUGAGCUCUCCCCAGCUCGGCGCGGUGGCACUGGAGCCCCUGUUCCGGCAGCUCUGCUGCCUCAACUGGCUGCUGGAGGCGGUGACCUUGAACCCCCCCGGCAGGACGGGCCCCGUGUCCUCGUGCUGGGACGUGACGGACCCAGGCAGGAGCAGAGUGACCGUAAAGGCACUGAAUAAAGAAAAGGCCGUCGAGAUGAGAUGGGACCAGUUUAUUUCACCGCCUAAGCCCAGGAGGGCCCCUUCCAGGGGCCGCUGUUCCUUUUCGGGGCGCCCCCUCCGCAGAGUCUCCGUGUUCAGCCUGGCGUCCUCCUCGGCCACCACCCCCACCCUGCGCAGCCUGUCCUCCCUGGCGCUGGGUCCCGACGAGGCUCCGCCCCCCGGCGGGGCAGCGGGCAGUGAGGAGAUCUCCCUGCAGGGCCCAGGGGGAAACAAAACGGCGGUGCCCGACCAUGGGCAGAAAUUGGACACACUUUUUCAGGGUGCUGCCAACGAGUUUCCUGGGCCAAAACAACACGGCGACGAUUUGUUUGACAGCAGUUCCCCUCAGAGGCAGCUCUCAGCCGUCAGCCAGUUUGUGAAAAGCAAGUCCUCCAUGUUGGAGGAGGCGAGGGCCUCCUUCCAGGAGCGCGCCCAGGAGCUGACCUUGAGCCUCAACAGCAGUUUGGACAGCAGAGCCCGAAACCGCUGGGACAGCGGCGUCCUGACGUUCCGGUCGCUCUGCCGCGGGGGGAUGUCCACGCCCAGGUCCCGCCCCGUUACCGUGACGUCGGGGAGCAGAGGCGUCCCGGAGGCCGUCUCCAGGCCGUGUGAGGACGGGGUGUGGCUGACCCGGCUCAUCGCUGGCCUGCCCGAGACGGCGCUCCGGGACCGCAGGGUGGGCCGGAUCCUGGAGAAGCUGAGGCGCUUCGCCGAUGGGCGGAGCCUGAGGAUCCGCCCCCCGGCCUUCCUCAAGGUGCUGGGGGGCCUGCAGCCGUGGGAGCUGUGCUCUCCUGAUCUGUGCGUGGCCAUCGAGAUGGUUCGGGAGCACGUGGUGCAGAUGGCCGAAGAGGAGUACGACCUCUGGCUCCGAUCCCGAGUCACCCUGCCCGAUCCGGCCUGGAGUGACCCGUCCGGGGAGGGAGCGAGGUGACCCGCUCACAGGAGGGGGAGAGUGACCCGUCCGGGGAGAGAGCGAGGUGACCCGCUCACAGGAGGGGGGGAGGGCCAUCCAGGGAGGGUGCAAGAUGUCCUGGGGGGGGGGGUGUUUGGUGUUUACUCAGGGAGCUCUUUUCAGAUCUGUGUAGUUAUUACUGUGUUAGUCUUCCACCCUCAAAAUGUGAUGUUUUUGCUUGUUUAGAGCUUAGAGAGUAUUAAAAACCAAAUCCUUCAUUUCACCCUCAUACAUACUUUUAUCACCCCUGAGUUAGACAGCCACUGAAAGCUGAAUUAAUGUCCAAGAAGGACUAAAUACGCUCAUGAUUAAGCGUAAAGUAGGUUUUCUCUCUGAUUGUCCUAUCAUAUUACAAUACAAAUUGUAGUUUGAUAAUAUUAUGUUAAUAUUACUUAUACAUUAUAAAUUGGCCUCUCUGUCAUAUUGGUGAUACCCCAUUUUUGUGUUCCUGAGAGCAACACCGAUGUUCUCCACUACUGUUCAUCACUCUGGAUAGGAACAUCUGCCAAACGACUGUAAUGUAAAUGCAAAAACCUUUAUUCACGUCCCAUUUUCUUACUACGAAGCCAAAAAAGUUUAACUGCAUAUAAAAGGGGGAUGUUCUUAUCAGGGUGAGGGAUAUGCCUGUUUAUAAGUUUGCUUGUUUAUACGGGUUUGUGCCCAGUGUUUGACCGAACACUCCCAGGCCUCAUUCCCACCACAUCAGAUUAAAUUCACAUUCUCAUAUUCUAGAAGGAAAUAAAAUGCCUGACCCAGUAAUCUCGGAAUGGAAAAUGAAGAUAAAUUAUUGUUAGUUUUUUUGGCACUGAUCAGAUCUUAGAAGAGUGAUAUUCUUAGAUGUUAGAUUCAUCACUGACAGGAUUCUCUGGGAAAUGAAAACAUUUUUCGGCUCGUGGGUUUCAAAGAAGAUGAUAAAACCAUAAAUAACUCGCCUUUCAGUUCAACGGUAAGAUCAGAGAUAAUAUGUAUUUUGUAUUUUGGGUGUGUGUGCAUGUGUGCCAACAUUAAUCUCAGGAAAAUAAAUUAUUUGUGGAGUUUUAUUUAUUAUUUUUUUUGCUUUGCAGUUGAGUUUGUUCACUGUGCAGGAUGACGUCACACCGUUUGUACCGUGUGUCAUGUGUAUAAUACCACAAAUGUGUAAAAUGGCUACUGUCAUUUAUGGGAAUGGAAUUCAAAAAUAAAAUAAUAGACGAACACACAAA